Messenger RNA from Gasterosteus aculeatus aculeatus (three-spined stickleback), 2537 nucleotides. It is a transcript of the gene clcc1, whose product is annotated as chloride channel CLIC-like 1. Lineage: Eukaryota; Metazoa; Chordata; Actinopteri; Perciformes; Gasterosteidae. The record is from RefSeq and is a predicted model, not a curated record. Gene Ontology annotation, cellular component: membrane; endoplasmic reticulum. Gene Ontology annotation, molecular function: chloride channel activity.
CGCGUCGUUAUAUCCUGUACAUUGCUUGUACUGGAAGCGGUUGUCUUGAGAGGUAAACUGUGAGUGUUUACAUAUCGGGUGGUUGGGUCGCUAAGUCAAGUUUUUAAACUAACUCACCCGUAUUAUCGCAGCUCCGCUCAUCAAAGAGUCGUUGACGUGAACUUUGAGCCCGCGGGUCUGAAGUUAGCAUACAGCGUUAGCACGUUUAGCGCCUUAUCGUUAUUUAUAAAGCGCUAUCGUUAUUUAUAAAGAGCCCUCCACCCACAUUGCUCCUCGCUUUUUACUUUCGCUCGGUCUUCCUGGUUGUAGCUGACGUUACGCCUUUGAGCGCUGGACGGGUGUUUUUGGCCGAGCAACCUCCUCUCCUAGCCGGUAUGCUCCUCAUUCUCCUGGUGUUCAGCCUGUCUCUGGCUUCCACGGCACAAGAAGUGGACGAAGACGACUGGAUAGACCCUCACGAUAUGCUCCACUACGAUGCCACCACCAAAACCAUGCGGAAGCCCGCCGAGACUGCCAACUAUGACAACGUCCCAACCAAGAGAAGAGCGUACAAUCAGGAAUCCAACCAAGUGGACCUGACGACAUGUCGGUCUGAAGUGGCGGAUCUCCAGAGAAAGAUUGAAGAACUUAAGAAGGAAAUCCGACUCAUCUCACAGCAGCCUACCUGCAAUCCAGUGUUCAAACGAUUCCUUACCAGACUCCGUAAAGAUCUACAAAGACUUGGUUUGCCCAGUGACCCCUUUGAUGUCUUCUAUGAUGCUAAAAUCAGAGUCUCCACAAAUACCAUGGCAGAGAUUCAGUCACUGCUGGAUGGCGAAGACAGUUUGAGAACAGGGGCUCUUGACAAUGCCAUCAGUCAGAUACUCGUCGAUCUCAAACCGCAUGACUACGAGACCUGGAAGUGGCGUUUUGAAGACACUUUUGACGUGGAGCUUGACACACUAUUAAAAAUGGGACUGCUUGUUCUGAUUAUAGUGGCCAUCGUGUGCACCCAGCUGUGGUCAAGAGUGUCCUGGUUCAUGCAGCUCAGCAGACUGUUUUAUGCUUCUUUCUUCAUCAGUAUUAUCUGGAACUGGCUAUAUCUCUACAAGAUUGCCUUUGCUGAGCACCAAAGCAACAUGGCAAAGAUGGAUGGGGUUUAUGAAAAAUGCACGGGAGUGAAGAAAAUUGACUGGAGUGAUAGCUUGAAAGAGUGGUUCAGAAGCAGCUGGACUCUUCAAGGCGACCCUUGUAAGAAAUAUUAUGAACUCCUCUUGGUCAACCCGAUUCUGCUGGUUCCUCCAACCAAGGCGUUCGCAGUUACCAUCACAACGAUGAUAACGGAGCCGCUGAAGCACAUUGGACAGGGGAUCAGUGAGUUCCUAGUUGCACUUCUCAAAGAUCUACCAUUUACCCUGCAGAUUCCAGUUCUCUUCACUAUCGUGCUUGCUAUUGUGGUUUGCAUGUAUGGCGGUGUGCAGGCGGCCUUCCAGCAUGGCAUCGCUGCACCUUUUCGUCGACCCCGAGGCGACCCCCCUCCUCCGCAGCUGGAGCAACCGCAGCCCAGGGUCCAGGAGGUCCUGGCCGGGGACAACUUGGCAGGAGGGGACGCACCGCUGCAAGCCCCAAUGCAUCAAGCAGUUGAAGACAGACUGCACGGGAACCAGGUCCGUCAGAGGCAGCCCGACCCGACCGUGGAGUCGCUAGGCAGAGCCGAGCCCCCUCACGGUGGGGACGAGACGGAUGCCGAGCAGCAGGAGGCGGACCCAAAUCUCUCCGCUGAGUCAAAUUCGGAAAACUUCCAUGAGAUAGAAGGGGAAAGUGCUAUCGGUGUUGCCGCUGAAACAACCAUAUCCAAGACGAAAGCAACUGAAUCAGACUCUUUGCCUUCAAAGAAAAGACCACUGAUAGGGAAUGAAUUGCUUUCUCCAAAUAAAGUUGUCAAAGACAGUGCAGCAACUCAGCCAGCAGGACGGCAGCAGUCUUCCGCUAAUGUUCAGGAUCUGUACUCCGUGGAAGACAGCACCUCAUAUGUCUCGCUGCCACCUGUUGAAACUGUUGGAGUACCAGUUCAGGAAACAUCGGCAGCUUCAUCAGUCAAUUCUGGAAAUUAAACGUGAUCGGAGUUUGGUGCUUCUUGCUGGACUUUACAGGCGGUGAGGCCAAGAAGGGGGGAUGUCCUUGACUGAAAUGUACAUUGUGUAUGUACGUUUUGAAGUGUUUGCCGACUUAACCUCAUUGCCGUUCAAUUGAAAAUCCCUCGUCAGCAACAAUGUUUGGUAUAUCUAGUUAUAAAAAUUGGAGGAAAUUAGAUGUUAACACUAUUCGUCGAUUCAGUGUUACAGUGUGCAUUACCCAGGGAUGGAAAUCAUUCUCUUAAAAACAUUUGAUCAUUCAACUGUAAUGAUGCAAGUAAAUAUAAUUGUGAUGAACAUAAUAAAAAUAUUUAUUUUUUUUAAAUAAAAAGACAUUUCUUUGCAGUUCUUUUUUCUAAUCAUUAUUUUUGUGAUCAACUGCCUGUAUAUAAUUGGCUCAAUAAAUAGCAAUGCCGAAGUAAA